GACCUGAAAGGUGGUCUGCACGUGAUGUCCUUUUCCCUCGAUACAUUUAUGACUGGCUUUCAGGUAAAAGCCCUUUGUUUGUUUUUUCGUCAGACGGUUGAAAAGAUGAUGCAGCUCAAUGACUGGAAAUCUAAAUCUAUUUAAUAAGUGAAGUCACUGGCAGUUUAAUGAGCUUCUGCGUGAAGGGGAGGCGCGCUGUGCCUUCAUUUCUCCACGCGCGCGCCACUCUUCCUCCCAGUGCGGCUCGGAACUCGCAGCGACGGGUAGUUUACGGUCUGUUAUGAGCAAGAGACACUUGAUUCAGUUACAGAUUUUACGAGGUUCAUAAGACAUUAUGUAGCACUGAGCAUUUGCGCUGAACGGCUGCGCGCAGUAUGGUUGGAGACGUCGAGACUUCUGGAAAACAUCCAGAGAUCUAACAGACUCCCGCGUUAUUUGGUUAGACACUAACAAACUUCAUUCCGUCCUAUUAUACCGGAGACUAAAUUAUGAUUUUCUUCAGAACUUGGUCAACUGUGAGACUGGUCACCGUUUUAUUAAGCUUGGGAAUUCACAAGAGCACCUGGAAAGCAGUGGAAACGAUUCAUCCUGCGUGUGCUCUGGUGGCUGCGCAUAUGAAGGCUCAAGAGCAAUGCAAUGCAACACAAAGACAAGAGUCCCAGAACAGAAACAACGUCACUGGGUGUCCCACUGAGUGGGAUGAAUUUUGGUGCUGGUCUGGGGCAGAAGUUGGACAGGUGGUCAACAUCUCCUGCUCUGAAGUAUCUCAGCUAUUUGUGAAUCAUGGUUUCAUAUUUAGGAACUGCACCAAGGAUGGUUGGACUGAAGUCUACCCAUCAUAUGAGAAUGCUUGCGAGAUUGUAGAGGAUGUGGAAUCGGAAACUGAGACCACAUAUUAUGCCACUUUCAGACAAGUGUACACUGCAGGCUACGCCACCUCUCUGAUUUCCCUCAUCACUGCCAUCUUUGUGUUUACAGUCUUCAGGAAGUUCCACUGCACCAGAAACUAUAUCCACAUCAAUCUGUUUGCAUCCUUCAUCCUGCGAGCCAGCGCAAUCUUCAUCAAAGAUGCAGUUCUCUUUGCUGAUGAGAAUCUGGAUCACUGCUUCAUGUCAACAACUUCUUGCAAGGCAGCAGUGGCUUUCUUUCAGUUCAGUAUUCUGGCGAACUACUUCUGGCUGCUGGUUGAGGGGAUGUAUCUGCAGACUCUUCUAGCACUGACUUUUGUCUCACAGAAGAAGUAUUUCUGGUGGUAUAUACUUAUUGGCUGGGGUCUACCCACACUAAUAUUGACUAUCUGGGUUCUAGCAAGGAAUUUUUUUGAUAACAAUGGGUGUUGGGAUGACACAGAUGUUGCUUACUUUUGGUGGAUCAUCAAAGGACCAAUCACUGUGUCUCUUCUGAUCAAUUUCUUAAUCUUCAUAAAUGUGAUCCGGAUUCUUGUACAGAAGCUGAAGUCUCCUGGAAUGGGUGGCGGUGAUACCAACCACUUCAUGAGACUGGCCAAGUCUACUCUUUUCCUGAUCCCUCUGUUUGGAAUGCACUACAUGGUGUUUGCCUUCCUCCCAGAGAACACAGGAGAAAAUGCUCGCCACUUCCUUGAGCUCGGCUUGGGACCCUUUCAGGGUUUUGUUGUGGCUCUGUUAUACUGUUUUCUUAAUGGCGAAGUACAAGCAGAGCUGAAGAAGAGACUGUGGAAGUGGCAAACACAAAGUUAUUUGAGAUACAGUAAGAGAAGACGAACCCUCUUUACAGAGAGCAGCACAGUCACACAAAUCUCCGUUUUAGAGAAAUCCAGCCCUAAGGAGCUGCCCUUAACCGAGUCCAACAACAGUGUGUCCACCGUCUGAAACCAGGCUUUACAUUCAUCUCAUGUCUUGUUUACUUUUUGAUAUUUCUUCUUUCUGAAACAUAGUAGACUAAGAGACUUUCAGACUACAUCUGAAAACAGAUUUUUUUUUGUUUUAAAAUGCUCUCCGUCUGCAAGUGUUUUUGAUUGCUUUCCAAAUAUUUCUCAUCCACAUUAAAACAUCAGAAAUCACAGAAAUUACUAUAAAUGAUAUGUCAAAAAAUCUUAGUGAAAGCAGACAUAAAAGUUCUUGUGCUAUCUUAUGGCACCUUCAUUCAGGUCGAACUUAAUCCUAAUUUUAAAAUGUUCUAUCACUAUUGAAUGCUUGUAAUCUGAUCAUUGUACAAAGCAACAUUUAUCUAUAGCAACACAAAGUCGAAGUGAAUAGGACAUAGUGGGAAUUUACUUAAUAAAAUAUAGGCCUUGUACACUCUAUUAACACAUUUUCAGGAGUGACAAGCACAUUUAAAUAUUAGACUAAAUAUUUGACACAAUUUAUGUUUUACAUUUGUAUGAAAUACGACACCUAAUCGAACUAAACAGAAAUGGAAUUAGGACAUGUGGAGUAUGUCGAUUUUAAUCGCAUUACUAAAGUGCAGAACAGACUUGUAAACACCUUAAUCGAACCAUUACCAUCAUGUAGGACUUUUCACUGUGUGUUUGUAACUUUACAGAGAGCAUCUUAAAACGUAGUUUUUUUUUUUUUUUUUUUUCAGAUGUAUCUGGAUUGGUGUAGAUCAGAGGUUUCCACACUCUGUCCUGUAGGGCCAGUGUUCUAGGGAAUUUUACUCCAACCCUAAUCAAACACACCUGAACCAGCUAAUCAAGCUCUUACUAGGUAUACUAGAAACUUUCAGGCAGGUGUGUUGAAGCAAGUUGGAGCUAAAGUCAGCAGGACACCGGCCCUCCAGGACUGACUUUGGACACCUCUGGUGUAGAUGAAGCUUAAAAUCACAUGGACCAAAUUUAAAGAACUCUUCUGUAAGCAAGAAAAUACAGAAAAAAAUAUAUUAUUAUUUAUGCAAAUGUCAUGCAUUGAAGAUCUUAUAAAUAGACUGAAACAUCCAAAGACAUUUUUUUUCUUUUCUACGCAUCACUGAAAUAUGAGCACUGUAACUUAUUCACAAUGCAAAAGCACAAAUCAUAUUAUUUAUUAAAGAUUAUUGACGCUAUUUACAGAACUUUUUUUUAUUAUGCAGUUUUGUGAUUCUUGUGAUCUACUUGCAUUAUAUGCAGCUUAAUUGCUUAGUGUAGAAAAUGAUGAUCACAACUGAACUUUAUAAGACGUGUUGCUCGGUAAGUCAUAUUCAUCACUCCUUCAUUUGUCAUUUGACUUUUAGUUGAAAUUGCCUUGAUGAUAAACAACAAACUGCCUUACAGUAAACUGAGACCUCAUUUUUGGAUUUCCACAAAUAAUAGCUAACAAUUAAAGGUAUUUUCCUAUUCAUUAAAGCAUCUUCAUAUAUUUAUAAAUGUGUUUCAAGGCACCAUAUUGCACAGUGCACUAGCCCUGUAUGUACAAAGAAAUAUUACAUUUCUACAGGACACACAAAGCAUUCAUUUGUUUCUUAAAAAGCGGUUAUUUUCAAGAUAUUUUAUUCAUCAUAAUUAAAUGAAAUUUUAUUAUAUUUAUUGCAAAGGAAAAUGUUUUGAGACACAUGAAUUUGCAGAACUCAUCGAAUAUUUGACAUACUGUAAUAUGUGACAGUUAUUGACACAAUUGGGUGGUAUAAUAAUAAUGAAUAAUAGUGUUUUGAAAAUUCCCUAUUUAGGAAUGCUUUGCAGUGCACACAUCUGGAGCACUACACUGUAAAGUUCCUUGUUGGUAGAAAUGUUUUCUGCUUUCAACAUGUUUUAUUGUUGCUAAUUGUAUUUGUAAAUAUACUUGCUGCUUGUGGUAGAUUUGACCUGAUGUCUAAUGUUUUCCGCUCUGUUAUUUGGUGUUUUGAUAAUGUAUAUAGAGUUUAAUUAAUAUGAAUAUUUAUUUUAAUUAAUAAUAAUUUUUAAACAAAUGUAUUUGUACCUAAGCUAUUAUUAUUUCACUAUAUUAUUAUUAUUAUUAUUAUUAUUAUUAUUAUUAUUAUUAUACUAUAUGCUGUCUAGACUAUGUGGGACUAAGAAUUCAAAUCAUCCAAACAUGAUGUGAAAACGGAAUUAGGGCCCGUUUUGGUACGGUACGCUACAGUUCGGUAUGCUUUUAUGUCAGUUUCCACUGUCAAAGGAACAUCUGUAACUUUCUGACAAUCUGGUUAUGGUAUAUGAUUUAUUUAUUCCCUGAUUGUUUUCAAUAUUGUGUUGUGUAUUGUCUUAUCUGCUUGUGCUAGAUUCUAGAUUCUCAUUGUCCUAACUGUGUGCGUUGUUGUUACAUUCACCAACCUGCCUUAACGUAUUGAGUUAUCAGAUGUGUGGUUUUGUUAAACGUGUGGAGUAAAAACCUUUAUUUUGUGCUUUAUGACAUUAUUAUUGUAUUAAUAUUGUAUAUAUGAAUGUAGUUUUGGAUGAAGACAAAACUAAUUUGAUUGCUUAUUGAAAGACCACGUUAUUUAUAGCAGUAUUUCUCAACCAUGUUCCUGUAGGACCACCAGCUUUGCACAUUUUACUUGUCUCCACAUUUUACUUGUCUUACUUGUAACCAAACACACCUGAUUCUGAUCAACAACUCAUUAGCAGAAACUGAAAGACCUGUAAUGGGUUUGACAGAUAUCUAAAACAUGCAGUGUUGGUGCUCCUCCAGGAAUGUGGUUGAGAAACACUGAUUUACAGAAUCAUGGUGCAGCCCAUGAAUACUAUUUAAUUAAGUUGUCAUUUUAAAACUUUAUAUUUUGCCACUGAAACUAUUAGGUUUUACCAGUUUGUCAGCAAGAUUUAAUUUUUUAUCAAUUAAAUACAAUGAAAAUUAA
This is a messenger RNA of Danio rerio (zebrafish), 4749 nucleotides long. The record is from RefSeq and is a predicted model, not a curated record. Lineage: Eukaryota; Metazoa; Chordata; Actinopteri; Cypriniformes; Danionidae.